AUGAUACCAAAAUCAAUGGUGUUGAGAUGGCCGAAAGAAAAAGACUACUGUGAAAGUGAGGGGAUAAAGAUGGAGCUCAAAGUUUUGGCGACAGACAGAAUUGAGAAGCAUGAGAGUUUGAUUAUAAGGCCUAGAAUCAAGGUGUGGAUGGCUAGGGCCAUUACCAUUGUGGUACUUUGGACUAGUCUUGUUCAUCUGGUUGCACUAGGGGAAUUGUUGGGGCCAAGUUUGUUGAAGGGCAUGCCUUAUUGUUUCAGCACCCCAGCUGUGGAAAACGAUUUGGCUCCAGCCAAGGUUGUGCUCCCACCCAAAAGAACUUAUAGGAAUAAUGGUUAUCUUCUGGUUUCAUGCAAUGGAGGACUCAACCAAAUGAGAGCAGCAAUAUGUGACAUGGUUGCCAUUGCCAGACACUUAAAUGUCACCCUCAUAGUUCCAGAGCUGGACAAGGCCUCUUUCUGGGCUGAUUCAAGUGACUUCAAAGAUAUAUUUGAUCUAGAUCAUUUCAUUACCUCCUUGAGAGAUGAGGUUCGGAUACUAAAGCACCUACCACCUAGGGUCAAGAUAAGAGUUGAACAAGGACUAUCCUACUCAAUGCCACCCAUUAGCUGGUCUAAUAUCUCAUACUAUGAAAACCAGGUCCUUCCUCUGCUGCUGAAACACAAGAUCAUACACCUAAAUAGAACAGAUGCAAGACUUGCCAACAAUGGACUACCUGCUGAGAUUCAAAAGCUACGGUGCCGAGUAAACUUCAAUGCUCUGAGGUUUACUUCUCAGAUAGAAGAACUUGGCAGAAGGAUAGUCAAGGUUUUGAGGGAAAAGGGACCUUUCGUUGCACUUCAUCUUAGAUAUGAGAUGGACAUGUUGGCGUUCUCUGGUUGUGCUCAUGGUUGUGACAGCAAAGAGGAGGAGGAACUAACAAGAAUGAGAUAUGCAUAUCCUGGAUGGAAAGAGAAAGUUAUUAAUUCUGAGCUUAAGAGGAAAGAUGGUUUAUGCCCUUUAACACCUGAGGAAACAUCACUAGUAUUGACAGCACUUGGAAUAGAUCACAAUGUUCAAAUUUACAUUGCAGCGGGAGAAAUAUAUGGCGGAGAGAAAAGGAUGGAAAGUUUACUAGGAGAUUUUCCUAAUCUGGUAAGGAAAGAAACUUUGCUGGAACCAUCAGAAUUGAUGUAUUUCCGAAAUCACUCCUCUCAAAUGGCUGCUGUGGAUUAUCUUGUUUCCCUAGAAAGUGAUAUAUUUAUUCCAACAUAUGAUGGGAACAUGGCUAAAGUUGUGGAAGGCCAUCGCAGAUUUCUAGGAUUCAAAAAAACUGUAUUACUGGAUAGAAGGCUUCUGGUAGACCUAAUAGACCAAUACUACAAUGGGUUUUUGAGUUGGGAUGAUUUUUCCACUGCUGUGAAAGAAGUUCAUGCCAAUCGUAUGGGAAGUCCUAAAAGAAGACUUAUCAUUCCUGACAAGCCCAAAGAAGAAGACUACUUUUAUGCCAACCCUCAGGAAUGUUUGCAAUUGCUAGAUGAACCACUGAAAAGCACAUAA
Molecule: messenger RNA, 1536 nt
Organism: Sphenostylis stenocarpa
Lineage: Eukaryota; Viridiplantae; Streptophyta; Magnoliopsida; Fabales; Fabaceae
Source: the annotation of a GenBank genome assembly